AUGAAUACGAGCUAUCGUGCUGUGACCUCCACUGCUCAAUGUUUGAAACAUUCUUGCAACCUUGCAACGAUACCUCGGCCAUUUAAUUUGAUAUUUCAUCUGUAUACCGCACUUUCCUUUAUCACUCCGCCCAUUUCACCGAUCUGUUGUGGACGGUUGCAUGAUGUUGCCAUCGUCUUCCAAGUCCUUGUGUCAUUUAUUUCCAGAAUCUAUAUUGGUUUCUACUGCGAGCCCCGGAUACAAACGCUUUAUUCGUCAAUGAUUCGGCCUCAGUCCCUCGAUUAUUCAACUUGUCCGGGCUUUUUGACAGGAUUUGUUGUUGUACAUCCCCAGCUGCUGAACCAAAAGUGGAGACUUGCGCAACAGGCCUCCACGUUGCUCGCAACGGGUUGCUUUUCGAUGAAACUGUGA
This is a messenger RNA of Penicillium paradoxum, 411 nucleotides long. RefSeq lists its product as uncharacterized. The record is from RefSeq and is a predicted model, not a curated record. The coding region runs from base 1 to 411 and encodes 136 amino acids. NCBI's taxonomy places the organism in Eukaryota, Fungi, Ascomycota, Eurotiomycetes, Eurotiales, Aspergillaceae. The transcript is spliced from 3 exons.